GUGCGUAUCCUCAAGAAGAAAAAGGCCGGGAGCGGGAACGAAGCCGUGCAGGCUCGCCUGCAUGGUGUCCCAGGUGCGUGGUCUCAGCCCGAAGAAGGCGACGAGGCCGGAGCGCUUAUCCUCAACCAAUAUGUUCCAGGUGCGAAAGCGGAGGCGGGGACGAGGCCGGAGCGCUUAUCCUCGACCAACGUGGAGUCCCAGGUACGCGAUCUCGGCCCGAAGAAGGUGAAGGUGGGGUGCUUGAAGCCAGAAGAAGGCGAGCUUCAAGAGGAGGCGACAACAAGCUCGAAGGACUUACUCUCAGAAUACGUUCUCGGCGCGUGGUCUCAACCUGAAGAAGACAGAGGCGGCGACAAGGCCGGAGUGCCUAUCCUCAAUCAAUAUGGGGUCCCAGGUGCGCGGUCUCAACUUGAAGAGGAUGGAGGCGGGAACCAGGCGUGGAAGCUCAAGAUGAAGAAGGGCAAGGACAAGGUGUGUGGUCUCAGCGACAAGGCUGAGAGGGCUUAUCCGGAGUGCGUGGUCUCAGUCGAAGAAGGCGGAGGCAGGGACGAGGCCGGAGCACUUAUCCUCACCAAUAUGGGGUCCCAGGUGCGUGGUCUCAGCCCGAAGAAGGCGACGAGGCCGGCGCAAUAUGGGGUUCCAGGCGCGUGGUCUCAGCCCGAAGAAGGCGGAGGCGGGGACGAGGCGGGGACGAGGCCGGAGCGCUUAUCCUCGACCAACGUGGAGUCCCAGGUACGCGAUCUCGGCCCGAAGAAGGUGAAGGUGGGGUGCUUGAAGCCAGAAGAAGGCGAGCUUCAAGAGGAGGCGACAACAAGCUCGAAGGACUUACUCUCAGAAUACGUUCUCGGCGCGUGGUCUCAACCUGAAGAAGACAGAGGCGGCGACAAGGCCGGAGUGCCUAUCCUCAAUCAAUAUGGGGUCCCAGGUGCGCGGUCUCAACUUGAAGAGGAUGGAGGCGGGAACCAGGCCGGAGCACUUCUCCUCAACCAAUAUCGGGUCCGAGGUGCGUGGUCUCAACUCGAACAGGACGGAGGCAGAGACAAGGCGGGAAGGCUUAUCCUCAACCGGUAUGGGGUUCCGAGGUGUGGAAGCUCAAGCCGAAGAAGACAGAGGCAAGGACAAUCCAAGGUAUGGAAGCUUGAGCCUCAACCAAUGUGGUUGCCGAGGUGUGUGGUCUCAGCGACAAGGCCGAGAGAACAAUCCUCAACUAAAAUGGGGUGUGGGGUCUUCCCCCCGCCCCCCCUCCCCCUGAGCGCCCUCCCCCCUCCUCCUGGGGCGGGAGGGUAG
Symbiodinium sp. CCMP2592 is the source of this 1287-nucleotide messenger RNA. The record is from the annotation of a GenBank genome assembly. NCBI's taxonomy places the organism in Eukaryota, Dinophyceae, Suessiales, Symbiodiniaceae.